AUGGUGCACCAUUUGUCCUAUAUAAUCGUUGAUAGGUUGGAUUCGUUGUUAGACACUUCCAGAAGCCCUGAUAACCCGCAAAACAGAGACAUGUCUGAGGAGAGCAAGAGAACGGUAAAGCUGUUUUGCCCAUCGAUAUCAAAGGCGGUGCAGGUGGUGGCGCAAGACGAACAAAGGAUCGACCUCGGUUCUAUUGCCCGUACGUUCGGCCUGGAGCCGGCGACGUUAAUGUUAAACGGUCACUUCAUAAGUAGAGGAGUCGAUCUUAUUGCCUCCUCCGUCACCUGGAAAUCCUUAAUAAGCUUUUUCUCCUCGCGAGGACUUUCAACGGGAACUACUGGUUCCGGCGCUCUUGUUGUCGAUGGCAAGCUAUCCAAAUCCGGUUCCAAAAGAGGAAAUGAUUCGGUAAAUGAAAUUCCUAGUACAAUGAAUUGCGGAUAUGGGUCGAACUCAAGCAAGAAAACUAAGCUCAAAGAUAUGGAUGUCGAUAAGGGAAGCGGGAAACCAUUUUUAAGUAAUCCUUUCAGAUUCAAGAGAAAGCAAGAGGAUGCUCAUUAUUCUCAGAAGAGGUUUAAAGUGGACAAUUUAGGUUCACAGAUGAGAGAACUUACUUACUUUGAAACCCUUAAAACACGACUCCCGUGCAGUAUUUUGGGUGUAAUUGUAAAUAUGAAGAGGAGGAGAGAGGAGGAGAUUGUUCUAUCUGCUUCUAACAAGAAAAUCAGAUAACAUCAUGACUUAAAUUGCAAGGAGAUUACAUAGAUACUAUUUAUUUCUUUCCAUAAUUUAAAAAAAUCAAUCAAUGUACUCGGUGUUGUUCUAGUUGUAUAUAUAAUGAGAAGUAGUGAAGGUUAAUAACGUAAGUUCUAUUUGGUUGUAAGGGUAAAUGCAUUGAAUCCUUUCUAUCCACUUUUCAAGCUCCA
Molecule: messenger RNA, 923 nt
Organism: Lactuca virosa
Lineage: Eukaryota; Viridiplantae; Streptophyta; Magnoliopsida; Asterales; Asteraceae
Source: the annotation of a GenBank genome assembly